Messenger RNA from Acytostelium subglobosum LB1, 13455 nucleotides. RefSeq lists its product as hypothetical. Gene Ontology annotation, molecular function: ATP hydrolysis activity; ATP binding; ubiquitin-protein transferase activity. NCBI's taxonomy places the organism in Eukaryota, Evosea, Eumycetozoa, Acytosteliales, Acytosteliaceae. The coding region runs from base 1 to 13455 and encodes 4484 amino acids. The record is from RefSeq and is a predicted model, not a curated record. The transcript has 7 exons.
AUGUCAUCAGAUAUUGCACCUGAUGCUCGUGGAGUUGAUGACAAUAGCAACAAUACUGAUGCACUCGACUCUCUUAGCCUUUGUAACAAACAUAAGAAGUUCUUCUAUUUAACAUGCUUCCAAUGCCGGGGAAUACGUCUUUGUAGAGAUUGCGUUCCCAAUCACGUCAAUCAUCCCAUUGGAAUCUACAACAAUAGGCAACAUUUACAACUACUGCGUGAGGCUGCGACUGCUGCUGCGAGUGCGGCUCAGAACAACAACAACAACAACAACAACAAUGGAAGCAUGCUCAGCAGCAGUAGCAGCAGAGUGGUUGGCAACAGCACGAUCAGCAGUAGCAGUGGCAGCAGCAUCAGACCAAUUGAUGCAUCACAGGAUGGAGAGAUGACUACAUCGACCACAUCAAUUUCAUCAUCUUCGUCAUCAUCGUCAUCAUCAUCAUUGUCAUUGUCAUCCUCGAUAUCUAUUACACCCGAUCCUUCAGUCUUGUCAUCAGUGUCAUCUCAAUUGGUGCCCAUCUUGCCCAUCCCAAGCAAUCUUCAAUCUUAUGUCAAGACAAACGCUCAUGAAGCAGCACUAAGUGGAACAGGCGAGACAUUCAUAUUGGACAUCAAGUCACACGACUUUCAUAGACCAGACAAGGAUCGAGUAUCAGUCAUCUUUGACUUCAAGAAACAAUCAAUCACAUAUGUCACUGGAGCAAAUCCAAACGAAGAGAUCAAGUUCUCCGUCAUCUUUUACAUUGAAUGUUCCAAAUCGGACGAUGGUGGACACAUUAUCACCAUUCACUUCUUUGACAAUCCACAACGUGUUGCCAAAGUGACGACCAAGUCAUUGAACAGUUUGGAGAUAUAUUUGAAUCGUUUGUGGCAUUCUGGAAUGUUGAUCGAUAUCUCCAAACCAAUAUAUUGGCACAAAGAUCGGUCAAGGUUCACCAAUGCUCUCCCUCCCGACCUCUUGGAUGAUCUACUCAAUGGCACCAAUGAGCAUCUUAUCGAACUAUUGGAGUUUAUGUCAAUGGAUCUGAAGGAAAUCAUUGACAAACCUGCCUUAUUGUCUAUCACUAGGCGGGAGUAUCUCAGGAGGGCCAUCACUCAUGACAGGCCAACUCAACCACGAAUGUACUACCUACUCUACAUCAUGAGAUUAAUGUUAUUCGAUGCAGUCGAGUAUAUUAAGGAGGAUCUGAUGGAGUUGCUCACACAUCAGAACUAUCAGAGUUGUAAACAACUGUUCCACGCCAUAUAUGCAGAGUUUAUCGAGAUCAAGGGCGAUACUCUGUGGAGUGCAGAGGAUUUGUUUGCAAAUGGCAUUGUCUUCUUUGACUCACCAAUAGUGGACAUCAUUGGCAGACAUUACACCAUGACACCAGAGCACAAGACACGUCUCAUCUUGAUGGAGUUUGGCAAUUCACAUUCGACAUUAUCAAAUGACAAGACAUUGGCAGUAUUCAAAGAGAUCAAACACAAACAAGUCUUUCUCGAGACCUUUGCCACCCUAUUCUGGCCAUUGAUCAUUAGUGACUACCAUCAGCGUCAAGAGGACUUCUUGUCAUACUUCUUCGUAUCACCUCGUGACUUCUUUGGCGCAUUGAUAGCAUGUGAUGUCAAUUCUUUGACUGACAAUGACCUUGGGUUUAGGUUCAAUCUGGCAAUGUAUUACAUUGAGAGAGAGAAGCCUGAUUUGGCUAAUGUCAAGCUUGGUCACAUUAUGUUUGAGUUGCUCAGUAGGAAUCAUGUUCGUUUCUAUGAUCUUUUGAAGCAGAUGAAACAUCAAGAGGAACAAAUAGCCACCAUUAUGAAGAGUAUAGACAUGUUUAUCGAAAACUCUGACACUCAUACACUUCUUGAUCACCUGGAAGUCAUACUCAGACUCCUCAAGAAUGCAAGAUUAUCAUGGCUAUGCUCGCCCAAAGUGAUGGAUUCGAUCACACACACUUGGAGCAAGAAGUACAUGAUCUACUCUGUCCGUGACAACGCAGUGUACGACAGACUGCAAGCAGCCAUGAUGGAACUUCUCAGAUUGCCAGACUAUGGCCAUCUUUACAUCCGCAUCCCAACUCUAUUCACUCGCAAGAUCGUCACAAUGGUGCCUACAAUGAUUGACAUUACAGAGAUAUCAAGGGAGGAGCAUGCAUUCAGAAGCGAGAGCGGUCCGAUCAUCAAUGAGGAUCUCAACGAGAGGACACGUGUACAAUAUUAUCAGUUGUGUUCGGAGGCCGUGCAACAGGUCGCAUCAAAGUUCAGCGAGUCAUCGAUGUCGUCAUUGAUUAGCGAGGUCAUUGAUCUGGUCAGACAGAUUGGGGAGCUGGCGAGAGACCACAUCCCCAUUUCAUUGCCACACCUCCUAUUGCUCAAUCGCUUCCUGACCCACAUCAACAACCACAGGUUGAUCAAGGACAUUGGACUCAAAGCACCACUUCACCGACUCAUCGUCAAUUCAAGAUCAUGGCGCAAGGAUGUCUUGGAGUACGUCAACUUGACAAAUGAGUUUCAACACAAUCUCAAGACAAUGUACCAAAGGAUGGCAUCGAGUUGGAAUCCAGAUCACUCGAAGGAGUUUGAUGUGAUAUCUGAUGUGCUGGCGAGUACGUUUGGACAAACAGUGAUCAGAUCAAGCACGCUCAAUGAGACACACUACAAACAUCUUUGGAGAUUGAGCAAGUUGAUGCAGUUGGUCGAGUGGCUUAACACACGCUUCGACUUCACCAUCAAGGCCGGCACGAACAAUCUGAACAAUCCUUCUUCGGCCUGCACCAUGCUGUGCCGGGCAAUCACCUCUGCAAAGGGUGCCCACGGACACACAUUGAUCAGCGAGGAACUGGUCGACUUUCUCAGCAACCUACUUGGUUCAGACAACAACAGACUGUUCCGUAUCGUGCUCGAUCACUAUAUCAGUGUCAGCAAAUCAGUCAGUAUCGACAACAUUGCCAUACUAUGCAGGGAUUACCUAAAGGCAUUGAUCGACGACGAUGACUCCUCACUCAAUCUCAAGCUCAAUGUCAUCAAGAAUCUUGCCAUGACCAAGGACAUCAACUUCAACAAGGAGUAUCGUACAUUGUUCUCAAUCAUAUAUCCCAACGAGCAAUAUGAUGGAACACGCAACAGACUUGAACAAUUGAUCAAUGAGGCAUCGUUGAAUGGAGUCCAAGAUAAUAUCAAUUAUCUGUUCACAUACUGCGACAGCAAUCAACAUUACAUCAUCGUGGAUAACUUUGACAAUGACAAGCGCAACAUCCAGGCCAAGGUAUCCAACCUCAAAUCAGACUUGACCAUUGGCGAAGCCAAACAACUCGUGGGCGAGGUCACAUCACUCAUUGGCGGUCUGAACCAUCAUCAGCUGCAGCUGUUCCAGCACAUUGAUCGCGAGCUCAUUGACUUUUACGCCUCAUUCGAUGACUUUAUCAAGACCAAUCAGAUCAUCACUGCCAACUUGAUCAGCGAUCAGUUCAACUUCAAUCUGAUGAACAACACCAUCCACUCAUAUGAGAUGCUCAAGCCACUGAUCAUACGCUGCAAGGCCGCCAAGAAGGGCGGCUUCAAGGACAACCAGACCGAGCACUUUGUCUCAUUGAGCGACCUGUGCCGCGUUUUUGCUUCGACCAACAACAACAAGAACAGUCGCGAUAACAUCGAGACCACGAUCAACAAGCUGGUGUGGACCGUCACAAACAUCUCGCAGAUCAAGAGUCUGUACUCAGCCGCGAGCGGCAUGCAUGACACCGAGUCAGUGCUCUCGACGGCCAAGGAGAUAUUCAACGGCUCGAAAUUCCAGUCGAGCAGCCCCAAGAACGAGAAUGGCCUCCUGGGCUGGUGCGUCGUCAUCGAUUCAUCCAAGAUAACGCUGCCCCAGUUCAAGGUGAUGGACGUUGUGCAGGGCCUAAGGAUCUCGACUUCGGACACCCAAUUCCAGUCCAACGAGCUGAUCGACAUGGUGGACCGUUUUGGCAUUGCCGUCGAGCACUUUGUCACGAUUCACGAGCUUCACUGUCAGCUGGACCGCGCAUUCCACCCCCAGUUCUCGCAGGGCUUCAUAGAGAUACCCUUCAACGGCCUGUUGGACACCCUUGAGGACUUCUCUGCACAUCUCAGGAAAAUGUUGGAACAUUGGACGAGCAUGAUGAACUCACUGCCGGCACGCCUCUUCUAUCUGAGGCCUCACGGUAUCUCCUCCCUGCUCUCGGGAUUCACCAGCAUGGCUGAGUCCCCAACCACGCCAACUUCCAGGGACUUUGUCUCAUUGUUGUCGCCAUACAUCAAGUUUUGCCAUCAAUCAUUGCGCGACACAUCAUCAGUCGACAAGACAUUGUUAUCGAUCCACAAUGACAUGAUCAAGGACAAGACACUCACAACAAGCCUCAAGUUCAACAUCCACAUGCAACAUGUGCUCAGUCGUCUGGCCACCACUGAUGUGUUCUACGAGGAGCUGGACUUUGAUCGCGGUCCCAUGUUUGUGGAGCUCCCAUCGCACCAGAACCUCUUCAACACGUUGAUGUACUUGAACAACUCACAGCUGCCACAUCCCUCGCAGAUAUUCUAUGCCAAUAAGUUCAGCGAUGAGCAUGACUGCAUGUUCAAGCUGGCCGAGCAGAUGGCCGGCCACACAUUGUUCCUUGUGGGCAUCCCCAGCGACAGGAACGUUCUACUCAAAUGGCUGUCUCAUCACUUUAGCAAGGGCACCCAAUCGUCGUUGGCGCGUAUCUACAUCAUCGCCACCGAGCCCUCCAAUACCAACAGUACAUUUGGCUUCUUGCCUCAGUACAAGGGCAUGAUCGACACUGAGUGGAAGAAUUUCAAGGAGCUCCUGGCCACGACCAAGCUCAACACGGGUGUCGAGAAGCUCACUGUUGUGUGCGGACGAACUGGCACGGGCAAGUCCUUCAUGAUCCAGCAAGAAUUGCCCAAGUUGAUCAGAGUGAAUAUUCGACCCAACUACGAUGUCAAGCCUCUCAUCGACAUGCUCAAGGGUCUCAUGGCAUCCAAGGACAGAGCCAAGGAGCAGCCCGUGGGCAUCCACCUCGACAUAUCACCAUAUUGCAACUUUGCCAUGUUCGAGUUGUUCCUCUAUCAUUUAGUCCACGGCUUUGUGAUUGGCAACAGACUGGGCGAGAUGAUCAGCACCUCUGGAUCACUGUCGCUGCACAUCUACAUUGAGAUUGGUGACCCACCUCUCGACUCAAAUCACACCUCCUACGAGCAUUACCUCAGCGACAACAUCCCGCUCACAACAAACAUUGCCACGCGAAAGGAUCACACCACGAUGCGCUGGAAAGACGACGAUGCGGACUACGAGGUCUUCAUGUUUGCCCGCACCAACAACAAACUUCAGAAGCCAUCAAUCAAGAUGGGCGAUGACGUGACGUUCAAUGAGUACAUCAAUCAUGCGAGAGAGUUGGUCAAGGCCACGUUCAACUAUUCGCCACACUUCAUCAACGACCCCCAGUGCCUUCAACAUCGCAGGAGCUUCCUCGUGCUGAUGCAGCAACGCGUGCGAUUCUUGAUGAGGUACUACGACUACUACGCCGAGAUGGGUUUGGCGGGCCGAUCGAUGCAGCGCAAGAUGCUGAUGCCCUACGAGCUGUACCAGUACUUCCUGUACGAGGCCAUGCUGCUGGCCGACCAGAACCUGCUGUCCAGCGCCGUCGCCUUUAACAACAGCACUCCCAACGCUGUGGCCGCCAACAUGGAGACACUGUGGCACGCGCCACCAAUGUUCAUCGCCCGCACAGAGCACGAGAACAACACAUCCAUCGAGUUCCUAGACUUCCACGCACUCUAUCGCCACAAGCAGAUCAUCAACCAGAUCACCUAUGACGAGGCGAUCAACUCAGAGUCCACUAGCAAGUUCCGAGCAUUCAUUGCCAAUUUGUUUGGAGUGGGGAGGAGCGAGCUGAUCAUCAAUCUGUGCCAUCAGUUCAACUACGUCCUCACGCCCGAGUCUGGCCUCAUCCUGAUGACCCUGUACAACAAGAUGCUAUGCCAGCGAUCAAUCAUUCUCACGGGAGACACGGGUGUGGGCAAGACCUACACACUGCUCUUCUUCUCGAUGCUCAUCAAUGCCAAGGUGGACUCGAUGCCCGACAUCAUCUCGCGAGUGCGCGGCCUGAUCAGCGACAUCUUCAAAACACUGCCCAAGUUUGAGCUGCGUGGCAGCAGCAGCAGCCAAGACAGCAGACGUGAGCUCCCCAAGGACCCCUCCGUGCACCAGAUCAUCGACGCCAUGUCCCAGAUGUGCGACUACGAAGGCCAGUCCGAGGAGGACCGUGACAAGAUGUUCCUGCAGGUUGAGAAAGCCAUCCGUCUGUUGCUGCUGCGCUCAUUGAUCUACGCGCCACCCAACAGCUUCUUGCAGGUGCUCUCCACUAGCAAGCGAAGAGAGAUCAAGAGCAAAGAGCGCUGUGUUGAGGCCAUCAAAGAGAUCUGCACGGCCUCCUUCAAGAACAUUUUCCAUCGCAUUGUGAUGCAUCAGAAGUUCACAUCGCUUACGUUCAAGAGUCGCGUGCUUGAGUUGGUCAAGGAGUCAAGCGAGCUGUUUGCGCGCGAUCCCAACCUCAAGAUGGUGGUGUUCGUCGAUGAGUUCAACACCAGUCCCCCUGACACCCUGUCCUUGAUCAAUGAGAUCCUGACCAAUGGCACAAUCGAUGGCAGUCAGCUAACGCUGCCCAGCAACAUAUUCUGGGUGGCCGCCAUGAACCCACGCAACAUGGGUAACAACAACACCAACAAUAUCGACUACACUGGUCAGCAACAGGGCGCACCCGCAUUUGUGGUGGAGAACGCCCCGCCAUCGACACUUAACCUGCUUCUCAAUGUUGGCGAGUUCACCGAGAAGAAUGAGAAGACAUUCGUGCAAGUGUUGUUCCAGCUCAACGAGCACAUGUGCACACCGUACCAUUCGGGUGACCUGUCGGACUUCAUCCUGAUUGGCCAGAAGGGACUGCGUCGCGUCGGUCAGACACGCACACACGUCUCCAUCAGAGACAUCACUCGUGCCAUUGACUUUUAUCAGUUCUUCCGCACGCCGGUCGGCCAAUCCAUACUUCAAUGCGCGCGACCAAACAAGCUCAAGGACGGAGAUCUGCUGAUUCAUUGGAUGUCCAUCGUGGCGGCGAUCGGCCUCACGUACCAUCUCCGUGUGCUGCCCUCCAACGUCAAUGCCAACAAGUUCCUGCAGGUGUUCAACAAGUACUACACAGACAAGGCGCCACCUAUUGUUGCGGAGGCUUUCCCAUCAUUUGAAAUGAUGUUUGCCAAUAUCAUCGAUGGACUGUGCGAUCAGCGCUAUACCAAGCUGCCACCAGGCGUUGCACUCACUCAAUCUCUCAAACGUAACAUCUUUUGCAUCACUGUGGCCAUCAACUGCUCGGUGCCCCUGUGCAUCGUUGGCCCACCAGGCUGUUCCAAGACGCUCAGCUUCAGCAUUGUCAUUGACAACCUCAACGAGACCAAGCAUACCAACAGCGCGUCACCUUGGUCGCUGAUGAAGAACGCCGAUCCCUUCAGAUACCAAUGCACGCCACACACGACCGAUGUCGAGAUCGCAUCAGUGUUUGAGCGUGCACUUGGUCGUCAGCGCUCAUACGACUCAUCGCAGGGCAGCAGCAGAUGUGUUGUGUUCAUCGAUGAGGCUGGCCUGGUCAAUGAGGAUGAGUCGCCCAUGAAGGUGAUGCACGACUACCUUGAUCGCCUCUCUCAAAAGAUGGACAACGCCACUCCCGACAUCUCGACAAUCAUCCUCUCGAACAAGAUACUCGACGCAGCCAAAACCAACCGUAUGCUGAUGCUUGUUCACCCUGAGGGCAUCUCGGACCAAGAUGAGAUGUCACUGGUCAAGGGCUGCUACUUCAACAACGCCGAGCUGGGCGACGCCCAGCAUCGUCUGUCUGUCGCCCUGUGCAGCGCAUUCAAGGCCGUCCCCAAGUUUGAUCUGAUCAACAAGGACCAGCAUCUCUUCCACCAGCGUGACUUUGUGUUCUUCCUGCGCCAUCUAGCGCGCGGCGUCAAGCAGAACUACAACAUGCUUAGCCCCCAAGUGUUGCUCAACUCCCUAGAGCGCAACUUUGGAGGAAUCGACCCCGAUCAGCAACAGCUCUUGGUAAAGGCGUUCUUUGAAGAACUGGCCAAAGUUGACGACGCAUUCAAGACCGUCCCGGCCAUGCACGCCGCCACCAACACCAUCGAGCGACUCAAGGACUCAUUGUGCGAGGUCAUGAGUCCUGAUCAACAUCCAAGCACCUAUCCAUUCAGAUACGUGAUGUUGAUCGACCCGACUGAGAAUGAGACAUCCUUGGCCAUCUUGAACGAGCUCGACAUCAAGCACUCUGUGAUCAGAGUUGGCACAUUCCCCGACGACACGGCCAACAACGCACUGGUUCAGGCAGUGUCGCGCAUCAAGCGUGCGAUGAAGGAGGGCCAGACCAUCGUCCUGGUCAACUCUACGCUGAUCGACUCAUGCUUCUACGAGGUGUUCAAUCGUCACUUCACCCUGCUGACUGCCGCCGAUGGCACCGUCCAAUUCAUGGCCAACGUAUCAUUUGGCACCAACUCAAUCUAUUGCACGGUGCAUCCCAACUUCAAGCUCAUUGUACAUCUACCCGAGUCCAAGCUGCAGCACACCCAAGCGCCAUGGCUCAAUCGUUUCGAGAAGUACUACAUAUCAAUCGAACAGAUGCGUCUCCAUUACAUCCAGCACAACAACCUGAUGGACCAAAACGAGCACUUGACCAAGCUGUUGAAGUCGGCCGAUCACUUUGUCUCCAGCUUCAAGCCGACCAUGUUUGCCGGCUACUCGGCCACCGAGACCAUCUCAUCACUGGUGUACUCCUCGAUCAAGGGGUACAAUCUACAAGGCAGACACGACAAGCAUGAGCUUGGCUUUGAUCUGAUCAGCAGCAGCUCGACCACAGCCGGACGCGAGAAAGACAAUGACAUAUUCCAACAGCUCAACUUCAAGCUACUCCAGCUUGCGCGUCCCGAGUGUGUGUUCACGCGUAGCACACUGCCCACAUCAUACAUCAACGAGUACAUUCUGAAGCAGGAGCACUUCAACGUGGUGCGAUUCCUCGACUCGUUGCUCACUCGGAAGCUCUGGCAUGGCAAUGACACCUCCUUGUCGAACAGAUGGUCCAUCAUCACUCGCACAUCACUCACACUUGGUAUGAUCACAGCCGACAAGCUCACAGACUUGCUUCCAUCGUUCCAGGAUCAGUAUCAUCCCGGCAUGCCCGAUAUCCACAACAAGAUGAGUGUCAUACAGCUCAAUGGCGUCAAGUCCACGGAGCAGUGCCAGAAGUUGUUGGAGCAAUUCAUCAAUUCGACCCAGCUUGUGCUGGUCGUUGUGGCCGACAUGUCAUCGGUGAGCCAGCAUCAGAUCACGUACAUUCAUCAAUGGUUCAGAGAGCAUGGCUCACAAGAUGACAAUGCUGACAGAAUGUUUGUGAAUAUCUGUCACUACCCACCCGAGUACUCAUUGAGCAGCAACUCUAUGAUCAAGGCCAACUUUGUCAAUGGAAUGGACCACAUCUACAUUGAUUCUUUCGGCGUGAGGGUCGACGGCAAGCUCAUGGAGUCGUCAAACAUCUCACUCGACUCGGACAUCCGCAAUUGGAUCGCCAAUGCCUUUGGCCUCGAGGUUCAGCUCGAUCCCAUCGAGCUCGAGAACACAUUCUCCAAGAUGUUCUUUGGCGCCAUGCAUCAGACUGCCAUCCACUCGGUCAACCUCAAUCAGAUGUCGCAACACAUGGUUCAAAAGUCACAAGACAGCCAAUCAGUCAAGCAAUUCUACUCCAACUCCAAGGACCGCGCGCGUCUCACUGUCGAGCUGUUUGAGAAGCACAGGGCUUGGAGGCGCGAGGCCAUCCUCAAGUUCACCAACCAAUUGGACGUCAACUCAUUGAUCACAGACAUAAUCGAGAACACAUCCAGGCUCAUCCAGACGGGCAUGUCGAUCACAUCCUUCAUCGACUCAAUCAAGAACUCGUUGGAGUCUCACAUGUACGCCAUUGUCUCGCGCAUAUUUGACCUCAUUGCCAAUCUCAAGUCGUUUGGCAACGUCUCGAUGAUCCCCGCCGACAUUGGCGACCCCCGCGACGCCCUGAUCACGCUGUACAUCCGAUCCAUCGAGGCGCCUGAGCCCUCUGCCUACGUGGAGGAUCGAUACGAACAAAGGAUACUCAGCAUUCCCGCGAGCAGAUUCGACUCGACGCUGCCUAUCUACGCGCACAUCUCAAAGGACAUAUCGACACUCUUUGAUCGAACACUGGCGCAACAGGCCAGUCAGCGAACCUUGGCAGAUAUCUUUGCGCACUUUGUCAAGCUCGUCCACGAUCAUCCCAUCAACGCUGUCAUCUCGCACAUCAACAACACGCCCUCGCUCUUUGAUCUAUACGUGAGCGACUUCAUCGUGUUGACGAUGAGCUUCCCCAAGCAGAUGGUGGACCUGAUCAAAAUGAUUGUGGGCAAGACCCUGCCUGGCAACGUCAACAACAUCUUGGCAUAUAGCGUGUGUAACCACUUCCAGGCCGACACAUUCCACUUCCUCAACUGCUUCGCGUUGCCCCACGUCAAGCUUGGCAGCGACAACAACCAGGAUGUCAUUCGUCUGCUCGAGUCCAGUCUCUCACCCACCAUGGGAGUGGUCGUCAACAACAUCAUCGACGAGUCAAUGGCUGUGCUCUACACUCAUAUCCGCUCGAUAGACAUUUCCAGCAGCGACAUCAUUGAGCUCACGACCAACUGGUGUGUGGCCGUGCGUGAGGUGCUCAAUCGAACAAGCAUCGACACAAUGCUGGCCAGACAAGUGGGCAGCGUGCGCGACAAGACCACCUACGUGUUUGUCAUGUUCAAGGUGGCCGUGGACUUUAUCGCCAAUCGCACGCCUAACCAUGUCGACAUCACAGACCACUCGCUCAAACAGUCGUUGACAACAAUGUACUCGCACUUCAAACAGGCUGAGCUCACAUGCGAACGCUUUGUCCAGACAUUCACCGACAGCUAUGGCAGGAAACUCACCGGCCUCAAGCUUGGCACAUUCCUCGAUAUUGUUGAGCCCUUUGUCGCGCUGUCCCCGCACAACCAGGACCACUUCCUCAAGCUCUGCAACCAUGAUGUGCCCCACCCAUUUGGCAAGACCAUCCCACUUGGUUGGUCGUCGACAAUGUUAAAGAACUUCAUGCCUAGUAUGGAGUCGUUCAAACCAUUCAUCAACGCCAUCUUGGACCAGCAUCAGUUCAAGGGCAGCACAAUGACCAACCCUUACAUCCUGUGCCUGAUGGAGGAGGGCAAGAUAUCACAAAAGAUCCUCGACUUUAUGCAGCUCAAGGUGGACGUAUUCACCAACAACUUCAAGCCCAACAUCCCGCUGGUCGAUUCGCUCUACUUUGUGUUGCUGGAGGACUGUCGAGUCAAUUACAAGCUGCUCUCCACAGACGAUCUCUCCAAUGUCUGGCGCGAGGAAGUGACAAAGAAGGACAACUACUCGCGUAUCAACCUGUUUGCGAUAAGCACCUACAUCAUUGAUCGACUGGCGCAGAGUCUCAACGACGACCCGCUCGAAGGCAACAUCAAAUGGCUGCAUGGCGACAGCCACUUUUGCAGAAUCCUCAAGACCCUGCUCGACAUCCAGUCGCAGGCCAUCCGCUCGCCGCACGCCAUGAUCACCAAGACGUUCAAUCGCAUCCAUCUCUUCAAUAGGAUCAAGACUGAGUUCAAGCUGUUUGAGCUGCUCAACUGCAUGCCUCUGCUCGAGCUCAUUGGAAUCAAGGACUGCCACGUGUCCGUCGUCUCCAACCCCGUCGAGUCGACAUACUUUGACUUUGUGGUCGAUCGCCACAACAAGGACAACAAGGACGCGCUGCUCUUUUCUCAACUGGACGCAGCCGUUCGAAAGCAGUCGGACUCGAUGGUGGCGUCGCUGCUUCAGCUCUGUGCCGACUCCAACUCGUCUCGCACGCGUGGUUUCCUUCGCAUGUCAAUGUUCCUCAUCACAUUCCAGCUCUAUAUGGAGGGCAAGCAGAUGGACUUUGUCCGUAAGCUCGUUAAAGUUGGCAGCACAUUCAACGAGAUCACGGAGAACAACGACUUCCAUCCCUACUUUGAAAAGAUCAUAGACAAACGCCUCAAUCCCUCUGUCCAAUACCUCGACAGCAUUUUGAUUCAGGCCAAGGAAGGCAAGGACGGCGUCAAGUCGCCCGACACGCUCAUCAACGCCCAGCUCCUUGUCAACUUUGUCGCGGCGUCCAUUGGCAGUUCGAAUAACAACUACCUCUACCACCUCACCCGCGACACCCACAACUUAGUAGCGGGCAAGCUGUUCCCCGCCACGGAGACACUCUUCCGUGAUUGUGGCAUCAAGUAUCGAUUGCAGGGUGAAGACACCAACACGUAUUGUAUGAAUGGCAACACAUUGUUCAAGUACAUGAUUGGAGCAUCCAUCUGGGGCGCAUUCGCCUGGACAGUCAGUCUCUUGGAUGGGCCAAACAACAAGGACUUCAAGCAUCUCACCAACCAGGACACUCACUUUGCCAACUACCUCCAAGAUCACACGGUCGUUGGCCUGACCGACUACGUCGGCGUGCGUUCAUUCACACAAGUGUUUGAGAUCAGGAACAAUGAACAGGUGGCCGAGAAGCACAUUGACACGGGACACUUCCUCUCGGAGCUCGUCUACAACAUCUGGGACACGGCCUACACCAAGCCCAACCCGACGAUGCGCUCAGUAUUCGCCUCGGACGUCGAAGUCUCACAGUAUGAGGAUCACCUUACAUUCAUGAUCGAGCGACUGCUCAAGUACUAUCCAGGCAUCAAACAGAAGAGGAUACGCGACAUCAUCACACACUCGGAUGAGAUGGGCACGAUCACCUCGAUCCGAGCAGAGUGUGCGCGAUCAUUCAGCACGCCCUUCUACACAUACGAGUUGAUCCACGAGCAGCUGACCAAAAGCAACAACAAGCUGCUCCUCUUCUUCACGACCAACAUCACAAAGUUGUGUAUCUCGCGCUACUUCAACACCCUGGUGCGCUUCAUGCAGGCCGUGUUCAAGCACUUCACGCGUCGCCUGCCCAAGCAUUUCAUCAAUCUCCCGUUCCUCGAAUGCGUCGACUACCUGGCCAACAAUCGUCACGUAGACCAGGGCACAAUAGAUCAGCUCAAACAGAUAUGGGAGAGGCUCAAGUCAUCGUGGGAUGUUAUACUGCGCCACCUGAACAUCAUGGAGGGUGGCUGUCAACAGUUGCCAGACUAUGAGCGUGUUCAACAGUCCAUCACAGACGACAUGCCCCUGGAUCAAUCUGCUGCACUCACACGACAUUGGCGAUGGUAUGAUCAUCAAUCGUAUCAACAACUGGAUGACCAACUACCAGGACAAGGCCAUGCAUCACCUCGAGCAGCUCAAUGUCGACCCGGCGCUAUCCAAGAUCAUCCAGCCGUCGAUGGACGAGAUGAACACGGACAUUGGUGA